Oncorhynchus kisutch (coho salmon) is the source of this 2447-nucleotide messenger RNA. RefSeq names its product cathepsin F-like. The transcript has 14 exons. NCBI's taxonomy places the organism in Eukaryota, Metazoa, Chordata, Actinopteri, Salmoniformes, Salmonidae. The coding region runs from base 248 to 1675 and encodes 475 amino acids. Gene Ontology annotation, molecular function: cysteine-type endopeptidase inhibitor activity; cysteine-type peptidase activity. Gene Ontology annotation, biological process: proteolysis. The record is from RefSeq and is a predicted model, not a curated record.
GUAUCCAUUGUGUAACUAUUUGGGGCCUUCUGCUGCAGUGUUGCCGUGUUCGUAGUUUUCCAGCAAAUCAAGCUACUUUGAAAACGUUGUCGCGGCUGAAAAUGUAUUGGUCGCGGGUUGCGGGUUUUUGGGUUAUGUCUAUGUUGCACCGCGGCCGCCAAGGCAUACUGCUCAUAAAAAUAUAUAUUUCACUGUGACCUGCUCCUGACUGUCAUGCAGUGAGAAAGGCUGUUGCUGGACAGACAGGAUGGAUUUCGGAUUUCGCUGCCCCGUUAUCCUUUGCCUAACCCUGGCGGUUUUGGCCUCGGUUCUGGCCGAUUUGGAUGACACUUUAAUGGGGGCACCCGGGUCUUCUGUCCGUUUGUCGGAAAACGACCCAGGUUUGAAGAAGGCACUGAAGUUUGCAGAGGACCGCUAUAACAUGGGGUCCAAUACGAUGCACGUUCGUAGAGUUAGCAAGAUCCUCUCUGCCAGUAAACAGCUGGUGAAGGGAAUCCGAUACAACAUCAUGGUGGAGCUAAGUAACACCCAGUGUAAGAAGGCUGCCAGACUGAUGACCUGUGACUUCUACCCAGAGGAACACAACCUGAAGACGGAGGUGUGUGUGUUUGAGGUCUGGGACAUUCCCUGGGAGAGGAAGUCCACCCUGCUCAAACAGAAAUGUCAGCCAGCAGUUGAUCCCAAACCAGUUGAGACCAACAAAGUAGAAUUUCUGUCCCUCUCCACCAGCAAACCAGUUGAGGAGACAGAGUAUUUAGUGGAGCUUCUGGGUCAGUUCAAAGAGUUCAUGGUCAGAUACAAUAGGACUUACAGCAGCAAAAAGGACACUGAGCGGCGGCUGCGUAUCUUCCAUGAGAACCUGAAGACCGCUGAGAAGCUCCAGUCUCUGGAUCUGGGCACAGCCGAGUACGGGGUCACCAAGUUCAGCGACCUCACAGAGGAGGAGUUUAGGACUCUGUACCUAAACCCCCUGCUGAGCCAGCAGAAAUUUCAGCGGUCCAUGAAGCCUGCAGCCAUGACCCACGGCCCCGCCCCGCCUAGCUGGGACUGGAGAGAGCAUGGAGCUGUCAGCCCUGUCAAGAACCAGGGCAUGUGUGGUUCUUGCUGGGCAUUCUCAGUGACAGGAAACAUUGAGGGCCAGUGGUUUGUGAAAACGGGUAAACUAGUGUCUCUCUCUGAGCAAGAGCUGGUGGACUGUGAUACUGUGGACCAGGCCUGUGGGGGCGGGCUUCCAUCAAAUGCAUAUGAAGCCAUCGAGAAGCUGGGUGGUCUGGAGACAGAGACUGACUACAGCUACACCGGCAAGAAGCAGAGCUGUGACUUCACCACCGACAAAGUCACUGCCUACAUCAACAGCUCCGUGGAGCUGUCCAAGGACGAGAACGAAAUUGCUGCUUGGCUGGCUGAGAAUGGACCAGUAUCUGUGGCCCUGAACGCCUUCGCAAUGCAGUUUUACAGGAAGGGCGUGUCCCACCCUCUGAAGAUCUUCUGCAACCCCUGGAUGAUUGACCAUGCAGUGCUGCUCGUGGGCUACGGAGAACGUCAAGGCAAACCUUUCUGGGCCAUCAAAAACAGCUGGGGAGAGGACUAUGGAGAACAGGGUUACUACUACCUGUACAGAGGAUCCAGGCUCUGUGGAAUCAACAAGAUGUGCUCAUCUGCUAUUGUGAACUAGGCGAUAUGACACACACACACGUGAUCUGAAUAAUAUUUUAUUUCAAUCUUCACCUGGGAUAAAAAACAAACAAAUCCUACACCCCCCCCCCCCAAACAUAUACACACACACUACCUACAAACUGACAGAACUGCAACGUUACUCAUCCCCUACCCCCCCUAAUUGUGUAGUCAGAACACUGCACAAUGCACUGGAAGACCUGCUGACAGCUUACUUAAAUAGGGGAAGCAGCAUUUGUUCAUACCCCAUUCUUCUCUUUCAAAACAAACCAGCUCCGAUGAAGCUAUAGUUCUAAGGUAACACUGAUCUUUUGUUGUGAUUUUACUACUAGCCUUUAAGGAUAUUUUAAUUGAAUUGCUGUGUUUUAGGCAGAGGUCAUUUCGGUCAUCUCUUUACAAUAACAGAGUCUAAAUGAUAAAGGGGAUGUCAUAUAUUUAGACUUCAGUCAUGCUGUUUAGUGUCCGUUAUGUUCCUCUGCAUCUGACUACUCUGUGCGGAUGCUCUAGUGUAGAAUUAAUGCUUGUGCAUUUUUGCUAGACUUUUUGUCUGUUGUAACAUGUUCUGUGCAAUGCCACAUAACGUCAAUCUCUCCCCUCAGUUUAAAAUUUACAACUUCACUGUGCAAGUACUUAUAAUGAAUGGGUUUGCAUGUUUUUAUUUUAUUUUAAAAGGAUCAUACAUUGACUGAUGUGUAGCCUAUUAACUGUUAAAUAUUGCAGUGCUGUGUAACUAGACAAACUAAGGUUUAAUAAAAAAAAGAUCAUAUCCAUUA